Lineus longissimus is the source of this 3880-nucleotide messenger RNA. Its product is annotated as ankyrin repeat and SOCS box protein 8-like. The transcript has 2 exons. Lineage: Eukaryota; Metazoa; Nemertea; Pilidiophora; Heteronemertea; Lineidae. Gene Ontology annotation, molecular function: protein binding. The coding region runs from base 720 to 1976 and encodes 418 amino acids. The record is from RefSeq and is a predicted model, not a curated record.
UAAUCGCGUUAACCCGCCUGACCUUGGAUAGGCUUCGUAAGUGGGGAGGGGGAUCGGGACGCAGAGAAGGGGCAUAGAAUUUUCAUUGGCCUUGACUUGAGGGGUCUAUGUCCAUUAUAUCGCUCAAAUGAUCCAAAAUAAAUUGCUGUUGAUUUAUUAAUCGUGUAGCGCCGUCCGGGCGCGUGCGUGACUAAAUGGCGGGAAUGUUGAAUUUCGCGCCUUUCCAUACUUCUCAGGCAUGUGCUUAUGGCCCAGGGGUAACACGUUAGGCGCGAAAAAGGGAAAAAGGGAUGUAGUACGAAACGCCACGCAUCACUAUCAACUAGUGGGACAGGGUCAUAGGAGUCGUUUUUCUCACAUUCCUCCCCGCAUACCUACAAUUAUCAACCCGGAUUUUGAAACUCGAACACGAACCGAAACCCAGGACCGAAACUAAAUCUAAAACUAUGUCUAUAUCUGAAACCAGGAAAAAGGAAUGAAAGUCUUUCUAUGGGCGUCAGCUAGCCCAGUUAUACCGACAUGAAUACCAUCCUAGGACUACUGCUAACAUACUUUUGUAGGGACGGGGACGAGAUCACCUGCACUAGGCUUAAUGACUUAGAAUUGUGAUGGUGAUGCUGGUAGUGGAUUGAAUGGUGACAGCCCCUACAACCCGGCAAAACCUUCCGCAUCAAGUUACGAAGUUAAAUUUUGGAAAGGCUUAACAUUCGAUCUUCACAAUGGUUUCCGUAGCUGAAAUGUCCGGCUCUGACGAGAUGGGCCGCUCAGCGCUCCACCUCUGUUGUUUCAACGGACACUUCGCAGUGGCGGAGGUGCUUAUUCAACAUGGAGCGCCAGUGAACGCCAAGGACAGGAUGGGAGCAACCGCACUCCACAUGGCUGCUAUCAGUGGCCAUGCUAAAAUCGUGGAGCUUCUCAUUGCCAAUGGAGCACAAAUAGGGGCCAAGACUGUCAGUGGAGACAACGCCUUUGAGUUGGCCUACGACAAAGAACAUUACGAUGUGGUAUCAUGUAUUUUGGACUGCUACAAAAGUGUGAGUCAGGUCGGGUAUUGGUCCGCGUCCAAUAUUCUACUGGAUGCUGUUAGGGCGUGCCAUAUUCCCCUUGCAAUUUCAGCACUUUCUAAAGGUGCUGAUGUUAACAUUGGAGAUGAAGCCAAUGCUACUCCACUCCAUAUCGCCUGUGAGCUGAACAACGUGAAUAUGGCGACCCUGCUGUUAGACAAUGGCGCGAGGGUCGAUGUCAUCAACUCGAAUUUCCAGAGUCCCCUGCAUUCGGCUUGCAUGAAUGGCGGACUAGAACUGGUCAAGAUGUUGGUCAAAGGCGGAGCGAAGGUGAACGCACUGGACAGAGAAAAGUCAUCCGCAUUGCACACCGCAUGCUACUUCCAGCAGAGCAGUGUGAUCAACGUCCUUCACGACUAUGGGGCAGAUAUCUUUUGCAAGGAUGAAAAAGGGGUAACCCCCUUGUUCUCCCUGAUUAGGAGUCCAAUUAACUCCCCACAAGGGUUCUUAAAUGGAUUUCUGGUACUUCGUUAUGACGUAGAGAGUGUGCUAAAACUGCUCUCCGAUAUGACCCCAAUCGGCGUGGUGUACAAGUUGGAAAAACGAGUACUCCUCAUUGCCAUGAUGACCGCCUGUGGUCACAUAUCUGAUAUCCCUCCUGCUCUGCUGACCAUGCUGACCUACUAUAAAGAGCUGGACAGCCUCUUCGCUAUCAACCAAUAUGGCUUCCUUCUGAAGAAGUACACAGUUGAUUUGGCGCUGAAGCAGUUUCAUUUGACAAAGCUUGAGGAGUUCAAACAGCAGCCGCCGUCUCUUCUUGCGGCCUGCAGGAUGAGGGUAAGGGCGUGCGUUUGCAAGCGCGGGCUACCAAUAGAACCACGCAUCCAGCUCCUCCCUGUCCCAGAGUCAGUUAAAAAGUACUUAAGAUUUGAAUCGGAGAUAGAGCAGCUUACACAGUCGGGAACGGAAUGAUCUGUCUGUGUCCAUGUAACUAACUGUAAUUUAAUUUAAUUCUAAGGGCACUGUUAACCUGAAGCUUAUAUGUAUGUACAAUCAUAUCCUGAAGAAAUCGGGGGUUAAUGUUCGCUUCUCCCGCUCUGCACACAAACUGGGCUGGAGAAGCGCACAUUAACAAUGUACUAUAGUCGUACUUUCACCUAUCAAAUCCCCGUGUCUUUUGCGCUUACACCUAUGAAUUGCCGUGUCUAAAUAGACCCGUGUGUCAAAUCCCCGCGUCUAUUAGCCCCGAGCUCGAUGGGGCUAAUCGGGGGCGAAUUUAGACCCGUGUUCAACACGGGUUUUUUGGUAGGUGGAAUCUGAAUAGACACGGCAAUUGCAAGUUCUAAGAUCCGGCGACAGAUGGCGCGGUGUAGUUGCCUCGGUAUUGUACAUGCGCAAUUCCCCUCCCAACGGGAAAGAAACACCCAGGAGAGCUCCCUACCUACAGCGCACCUGUCGCCGGGGCUAUUAACCAUUAUCUAACACCACUGAUGUGUAAGUGCGCCCCGGGUUUUUUGACACACGGCGAAGACACGGGUCUUGAAAAAACACGGGGUUUUAUGAUAGGUGGAACUAUGACUAUAAUGGUAACUUUGAAGUUGCAAACUUGUAUUCUAUUGCAAUGCUGACAUGACGCCGCCUUUCUUGAUGUUAGGCUUGUGAUGUGUUACCUAUCUUUGAUUAAAUGUAAAUAUUACGUUUUGCUGUUUCGUUAUAGACAUUAAAAAUGACAGCAACGAAGCAUUCUCUGAGCUGUCUAUCAUGACGUUUUUUCCGUCAGUUACAACACUAAUGAAUAUUUCUUGACAGUGUUCAAAACGACGCACGAACGUACCAUAGCAAAUUACAUGUAAUAUUCAUGUUCACAAUUUUUCAUAUUUUUGGCAGAUACAUUAUCAACGAGCUCUCCUGGUCUUUCGGCAAAGUUACUUUUAAACAGUUUAUAUGGGGCAUGAUAAUUAUUGGUCUUUCUUCAACAAAGUUUUAUGCAUUACCAGCUAUUGCGGGCCUGGCCAAUCAAGCCAAUUAGUGCACCUGCUUAAUUGGUCCUGGCAAGCCUAAUGGAUAUAUGUCUAGGUAUUUACUGGCAAAAUUUGGAGUGAUUUGGAUGGAAAUUCGAUGUGUCCAUCUAUAGGUUGAAAAUUUUGGUAAAUCUGUAAUGCUUCACUCGUAGCCCGUAGUGUAAAUUCCUGAGAAAGUGGGUUUUGGGGGCUUUUCUAGCUGCGCUAGCUCCGAAACUAUACAUUUGAUACAAACUCCCGACUUCAGACGUGGUUGAUAUAACUCUUAGGAUUAUAUUCCCAAGAUUUCAGCUUUAUUGGAGCAAAAUUCAUAGUGUCCAUAGGGGGGUUGAAAAUUGGAGGAUUUUCAAUUUUUUUUCCCAACAAAUAUGCGAAAAAUAUUACUUUCCACCUAGAAUUAAUCAAAAUUUCGCAAACUAUCAUAAAGUACUUCCUUGCAACAAUCAUUUGUGAAGCUUUCAAAACUUUUGGCUGAUUUAUUUGACCCUAAAUCAGCAAAAACCAAACAUUUUAGUGUUUGUAUGCACCAAUGCACAGGAGGCUAAUUACCAGAUUAAUUCACACCUUUCCAAUCUCAAACAAUAGGAAUGAUGGAGUCUCCCUCUAUUGAAAACAGAGUGUGCUAGGCCCGCAAUAGCUGGUAAUGUGGAAAUAUUUAUCAUCAUAUUAUGAGUUAAUUCGUAUUUAUUUCUCCUAUUUAUUAGAAAUGUCAGUUUACACAUUGUUGGUAUUAUUGUAAUGAUCUUAUCAUUUAUGUUCAUGUAUACACGAAACUGAUGAUUAAGUGUUUCAUCAAAUAUAAGAGGUUGAUUUACGUUAGAUGUGUAUAGUUGGAAUAAAGUUGAUUCUGUCUAA